Molecule: messenger RNA, 1725 nt
Organism: Solanum tuberosum (potato)
Lineage: Eukaryota; Viridiplantae; Streptophyta; Magnoliopsida; Solanales; Solanaceae
Product: xyloglucan-specific galacturonosyltransferase
Exons: 2
Coding region: 1-1725 (574 amino acids)
Molecular function (GO): glycosyltransferase activity
Source: RefSeq, a predicted model, not a curated record
AUGGCAAUUUCUGUUUCAAAGAAAAAAGCUAAGAUUAACAAAAAAGUUGAACAUAAAGAAGAAAGUUUCUUUUUUUCUUCUUUUUUAGCUAAAUUUUUGUUUAGAAUUCCAUCUAUAGUUCUUGUCUUGAUUCUUAUCUUCAUAUGGUCUUCUUCUACUACUAUUAUUUCUGGUAAAGUAGUACAUAUUUGCAUCUCAUCGCGUAAACUCAAUGAUCUUUAUUGCAUUUCUGCUGGCACUGAACCACAUCUUGAUACCGCGAUUUCUUCUCUAAAUGGUACUUCUCCUUCUGUUUUUGUUGAUCAGAAGGACAUCGCGUCAAGAGAAUAUACUCUUCAAGACACUGGAACAGCAAUAGUCGAUGAAAGUUUCACAUCAAAUGAUACCAUGUCAAAUGUUGUUGAUGUUUCAGUACAAAAAUCUAGAAACAAAAGUGUUUCUUUCAGAAACAACAUGGUUAAAAGUGGUGAUGAGGAACUAGUGAUCGCUUAUAAUGACGUGGAGGAUCAAUUGCAGGUUCAUCGUUCAUGGGCAGCAACGAGCAAUACUAAUGCAACGUGUGAUGGCAGGGGAAUCUAUGUGUAUGAUUUACCAACAAAGUUCAACAAAGACUUGGUAGCUCAAUGUGCAGAUAUAAAUCCUUGGGUCAACCUCUGCAAGUACUUCAGCAACGAUGCAAUGGGCGAACCAAUACAGAAUCUUGGCACAGGAUGGUACCAGACACAUCAGUAUUCACUAGAGCUGAUAUUUCAUUCUCGCGUACUGAAUCAUCCUUGCAGAGUUCACAAUGCAGAUGAAGCAAAACUGUUUUAUGUGCCAUUUUAUGGUGGACUUGAUGUCUUAAGAUGGCAUUUCAAGAAUGUAUCCAACGAUGUCAAGGACUCGUUGGGAGUAGAACUUGUAAGAUGGUUAGAGUCACAGAAACAUUGGUUUCAAAAAUCAGGUAAUGAUCAUGUCUUUGUUUUAGGUAAAAUUUCUUGGGACUUCAGAAGAUAUAGUGACACCAUAUGGGGGAGUAGGUUCUUGGAGCUAGACGAAAUGCAGAAUCCGGUUAAACUCUUGAUUGAACGACAACCAUGGCAAGUUAACGACAUAGGAAUACCACAUCCUACUUAUUUCCAUCCACAAUCAGACAAUGACAUAAUCGCGUGGCAGGACAGAAUCAUCAGGUCAAAUCGAAAAAGCCUAGUGUCCUUUGCUGGUGCAGCAAGGCCUGAUGCACCAGAAAACAUAAGGUCAAUCUUGAUCAGCCAAUGCACAUCAACCAAAGAUCAAGAAUGUAGAUUCUUGAACUGCAAUUCAAGUAGCUGCAAUCAGCCUGAGUCAAUAAUAGAACUCUUCAUGGAAUCUGAAUUCUGUUUGCAGCCUCCAGGGGACAGUCCAACAAGAAAAUCAGUUUUCGAUUCGUUGAUAUCAGGUUGUAUACCUGUAAUCUUUGAUCCCUUUACAGCAUACUAUCAAUAUUCAUGGCAUUUACCACAAGAUCAUAAAAAGUACUCAGUUUUCAUAGAUCAAGAAGAUGUGAGGAAAAUGAAAGUCAAUGUUGUGGAGAGGCUUAUGCAAAUUCCAACAAAAGAAAGAGAGAACAUGAGAAGUUACAUAGUAUAUGAGUUGUUACCUGGAUUAGUAUAUGGAGAUCCAAAAUCUAAGUUGGAGAAAUUUCAAGAUGCAUUUUCAAUAACUAUAAACAAUUUGUUUCAAAGAUUGAACAAAUUGGAAUUAUGA